This is a messenger RNA of Prunus armeniaca (apricot), 3576 nucleotides long. The record is from the annotation of a GenBank genome assembly. Lineage: Eukaryota; Viridiplantae; Streptophyta; Magnoliopsida; Rosales; Rosaceae.
AUGGAUGCCGGGAAAGCCCAUAAAGCAUCCUCUUCAUCCUCACCAUCCACCUCCUCAUCAAAACGUUGGGAGUACCAAGUGUUCUUGAGCUUCAGAGGUGAAGACACACGCAAGGGCUUCACAGGCCACCUCCACGCCGCAUUAUCUAAUGCCGGAAUCCGCUCCUUUCUUGACGACGAAGAGCUAAAAAGAGCGGAAUUUAUAAAAACCCAACUGGAGCAGGCAAUCGACAGUUCCAUGAUCUCCAUAAUUGUCUUCUCCCAGCGUUAUGCCGAUUCCAGUUGGUGUCUUGACGAGCUGGUGAAGAUCAUGGAGUGUAGAGAACGAUUGGGGCAACAGGUUAUUCCAUUGUUCUAUAAUGUUGAGGCUUCAGAUGUCCGGAAACAGACUGGUAGUUUUGCAGAAGCUUUUGAGAAACAUGAAGCGGGCAAACAUGAGAAAGAAAAGGUACAGCGAUGGAGGAAUGCUCUCCGUCAAGCAGCAGAUUUGUGUGGGGAAGAUCUUAAAAAUGCUGACAAUGGGCAUGAAGCAAAGUUUAUCAACAAAAUUCUUGGGGUGGUUAAUAAGCAGUUGUACAACAAAUCCCAAUUAGACAUCAAACACCCUGUUGGAAUUACUUCUCGGGUGAAGGCUUUGAGUAAUCACUUGCAUAUUGAAAAUUCAGGUUCUAAGGAUGAUGUUCGCAUGAUCGGUAUUUGGGGGAUGGGCGGCAUUGGGAAAACAACGCUUGCCAAAGCCAUUUAUAACGAAUUUGAAGGUAGCUUUGAAGGUAGGAGUUUCCUUGCAAACGUGAGGGAAGUAAUUGCAAACCAACCCAUUAAUGGUCUGGUUCGUUUGCAAAAACAACUUCUAAAUGAUAUCUUGAAAAGCGAGGGCGUAAAGGUUGACUCCUUUCUUAAAGGAAUCGAGAUGAUAAGAAAAAGACUUCCCUGUAAAAGAGCACUUGUCAUAAUUGACGAUGCAGAUGAUCUAAAGCAACUAGAAGCAAUAGCUGGAGCUCGUGAUUGGUUUGGUCGUGGAAGUAGAAUUGUUAUAACAACAAGAAAUAAACAUUUGCUAGAGCACGUUAGAGUGGAUAGCACAUAUAUGGCUCAAGAAAUGGAUGAGGAAGAAGCUCUAGAGUUCUUUAGUUGGCAUGCCUUCAAAAGAUGUUAUCCUGAUCAAGAAUAUCUUGACCUCUCAAAACGUGUAAUUCGUUACUGUCAAGGCUUGCCACUAGCACUUGAAGUUGUAGGGUCUUUUCUGAUUACAAGGCGCCCGGCGGAGUGGAAAAGCCAUUUGGAGAAAUUGCAAACAAGUCCUGCUGGAGGAAUCAGUGUCCUCAUUGAACGGUGCCUUGUAACUGUUAGUGAGUACAACAGGCUGGGGAUGCAUGAUUUGCUUCGAGACAUGGGAAGAGAUAUUGUUUAUGAAAAUGCCCAUGGCCGCCCAGAAAAAUUUAGUAGAUUGUGGAAACGUGAAUACGUAACAGAUGUUUUGAGCGAUGAAUCUGGAACUGAAGAAAUUGAAGGAGUUGCUCUAAAUUUGCCUCUUUAUCGAGAUCUGGAUUCGAGUAGAUUCAGUGCACAAGCAUUUACCAAGAUGAAAAAACUGAGGUUACUCCACCUCAGCAACGUAGAGCUCACUGGAGAGUACAAAUAUUUUCCCAAAAAGCUAAUAUGGUUGUGCUGGCAUUAUUUUCCUUUAGAGUCCAUACCAGAUGACUUUCCUACGCAACCAAAACUAGUUGCUUUAGACCUGCAGUGUAGCAGACUCAAAAUAGUUUGGAAGGAUUGCAAGUUGCAUCGGCAUUUGAAAAUCCUUAAUCUCAGCCAUUCCCCUUGGCUAACAAAAUCACCAGACUUUUCAAAACUCCCAAAUCUCGAGGAAUUGAUAUUGGAAGGCUGUGUGAGUUUGUCAGAGGUUCACUCAUCCAUCGGGGAUCUUAGAAGACUUUCUUUGGUAAAUCUUGAAGGCUGCACCGAUCUAGAGGAUCUCCCGCUGAAUUUCUAUAAAUCCAAGUCUGUUGAAACUCUUCUACUUGAUCAUUGUUCAAGUUUUGAAAAGUUGGCUGAGGGCUUAGGGGACAUGGUAUCGUUGACAACUCUGAAAGCAGAUUACACAGCCAUCAGACAAAUUCCAUCUUCCAUAUUAAAAUUGAAGAAACUGAAAGUUGUAUCUUUAUGUGAUGUGCGAGGGUCGCCAUCAACAAAUCUUUUGCCUCAUUCGUUGCAAAGUUUAAGCUCUUUAAGAGAAUUAGCUCUUGCAGACUGGAGUUUAACCGAUGAUGCAUUCCCCAAGGAUAUCGGUGGCCUAAUAUCCUUAGAAAGAUUAGAUCUUGCAAGCAAUGACUUUUGUAGCCUACCAAGCCUCAGUCGUCUUUCACAGCUUCAAGAUUUGUCUUUAAAGAAGUGCAUAAAUCUUCGUGCAAUCCCAGAUUUACCAACAAAUUUGAAAGUCUUACGAGCAGAUGGCUGCGUUGCAUUGGAAAAAAUGCCAGAUUUUUCAGAAAUGUCAAAUAUAAGAGAAUUGUAUCUACGUGAUUCAGGCAAACUCACUGAGAUUCCAGGCCUGUAUAAGUCAUUAAACUCCAUGACAAGGAUUCAUAUGGAAGGCUGCACCAAUCUGACUGCUGAUUUUAGGAACAGCAUCCUACAGGGAUGGACUUCUUGCGGAUAUGGUGGCAUUUUUCUCAGUGGAAAUGAUAUUCCUGAUUGGUUCGACUGUGUCCAUGACGAUGAUAUUGUGUAUUUCACUGUGCCUCAAAGUGAUGGUCGUAAUUUGAAAGGGUUAACUUUGUCCUUCGUUCGCUCUUUAGGCUUCCACAGUGUUGAUUGUAUUAACAUUAAAAACAUGACCAAGGGUACUGAGCUUGAAGCCAGGAUCAUACCCGAUUAUCGACCUAGGGCUAGGGGUUAUUAUCUUUGGCAGGGACAGUUAUCAAAUGACGAGCUCAAAUUGCAAGACGGUGAUAAAGUCUGGAUUGAAAUAAUAAUAGUGGACAAAUGGGUGAAGGUGAAGAAAACAGGUGUUAGUCUGGUAUGGGACAAAUUUAUGAACGAAAAUCUGAUUGAUUACCAUCUUUGUCGAUAUGAACGACGCCCAUCUCAAAAUCUGAUCAAUGAUGAUGACACCAUUCGUGUCGAAAAUGAUAAUCGCAUAACAUAUUUACCAGACUUUUCAAAAUUCCCAAAUCUCGAGAAGUUGAUAUUGAAAGGUUGUACGCACUUGUAUAAGGUUCACUCAUUCAUCGGGGAUCUUGGAAGACUUUCUUUGGUAAAUCUUGAAGGCUGCACCGAUCUAGAGGAUCUCCCACUGAAUUUCUAUAAAUCCAAGUCUAUUGAAACUCUUAUACUGAAUGGUUGUUCAAGGUUUGAAGACUUGGCUGAUGGCUUAGGGGACAUGGUAUCAUUGACAAUUUUGAAAGCAGAUAACACGCGCAUCAGACAAAUUCCAUCUUCCAUAGUAAAAUUGAAGAAGUUGAGAAUUUUAUCUCUAUCUGGCUGCUGGCGGUUAACUGAGGAUGCAAUCCCUAAGGAUCUAUGUAGCCUAAUUUCCUUAGAAGAUCUGCUUCUUGGAGCCAAUGACUUUUCGUAG